AUGAAAAGCGAGGUGGACAUUCUCAUGGCCAUGCAUCUGGUCAAGAAAGCUUGGGUGUCUGCGCACCCAGACGUGCUGAUCAACGCUUUCAUGAAAGCAGGGUUCAAAUCCACAUUGAUUCAGCCGGUGAAGCAGCCACCAGAGGAUAAAUGCGAUCUGAUCGAGGACUUUACACAUUAUGUAUCUAUUGAUGACCUCUAUGAAGAAUAA
Molecule: messenger RNA, 210 nt
Organism: Echinostoma caproni
Lineage: Eukaryota; Metazoa; Platyhelminthes; Trematoda; Plagiorchiida; Echinostomatidae
Source: the annotation of a GenBank genome assembly